AUGGAAAGGCGAGGUCCUAGUCAUUUAGGCCCUUACGGACUUGCUUGCACGAACUGCUUCAAAGCCAAGUGCAAAUGCGUCGCCCGCCCCGACGGUGAAGGUUGUCAACGCUGCCACCGCCUUCACAAACAAUGUCGUCCGUCUGAUUCUAUCCGGAGGCGCACCAUCGACAAGACACAAAACUCAGCAUCCCGCAUUGCCGACCUAGAGGGGGAAGAAUCCGCACAGCAAUUUUAUACCUCAGAGCUGGAAGCGCAAGACGGCGGACACCCCGAAGACGACGACGACUAUGAUGGUGAUUAUGAUGACAAUCCCCGACUCGCUCACCAAGGUGGUGCCCUCAAAGCCGUGGCCGCAUCGGACUCCCCGGAACCACAGGUCUCCGACAGAGAAGCCGAGACUCUGAUCGGCACGUUCCGAUCUUGCAUGCUGUCUCACUUUCCAUUUGUCCACCUGCCCGCCACCCUUAGCGCCCACCAACUUCGGUGCGAUAGACCGUUCCUUUUCCGUGCUAUCAUGUGCGUCGCGUCGCCCUCGGCGAAGGAGAAGGCGACGCGAGGGACAGCGCUGAAGGCAGCAAUAAUCAAGGACAUGCUGGGACGCGACACUCAGUCGAGCACGAGUCGAAUCGACCUGCUACUAGCGCUCUUAACGUACAUCUCCUGGGGCUGGGACCACGUCCUAAACGGGGGCAGCUUGCUACGGCUCAUGUCGCAAGCAAACUUGCUGGCUUCUGAGAUACGGGUGGACGGGCCACCUGGCCCGGACGCGCACAUCAUGGCCCUAUUCACCCCUGGGUUCGGCUCGUCUGAUGAUGGGGGACCUAUGACGAGAGAGGACUUCCUGGCGCAGCAGCGCGCCGUUCUGGCAUGCUUUGCGUUGAGCUCUGUUGUCUCGGCGUACUGCGGACAAGCAAUAGAUGAACUGCGAUGGACACCACAGAUGGACGACGGACUGGCCGCCAUAAGCAACGACCGAAGCUGCCCAACCGACUCCACCCUCGCCAUCCAGGUCCGCCUGCAACUGCUCGCGCAGAAAUCCGUCCAAAUCCACCAACACCAACAGCUCGAACAAGGCCAAGUCCCAGUGACAGAACUAGCCAACUUCCAAGCCAUCAUCGCCCUCACCACCCUGCAAACCCAGCGCCAGGAAAUCCAAACCUCCCUCUCCCCCACCCUUCCCGAGCGCGACCUGCUCACCGCCCAUAUCCACGCCGCCGAGCUCAGCAUCAGCGAAGUGACCCACGCCGUCAGCGCCAUGGUGCCCAUCAUGAUCACGCAGUUCUCGCGCAUGGCCGGCACGCGGGACGUCGUCCUCGGCGACGGCAGCACCGGCACCCACACCAGCACCGGCAGCGGCACGGACAGUGGCGGCGGAAGCGGCACCGACACCACGGCGUCGGCGCGCCACGAGCGCGUCGCCUACCUCUGGCAGUGCGUGCGCGCCGUGCAGGCCUGCUCCGCCGCCCUACUGACGCCGGCCCCGGCGCGCUUCCGGGGGAUUUCCUUGGUGCAGUGGGCGCAGCUCGCGCAUUGCGCGGUGGCCCUGCAUCGGCUGACGGUUACGUGUGAUGAUGCAGCCUGGGACAGGGCGGCGGUGCGCGAGGUGGUGGAUUUGUCGGGCUUGUUGGGGCGCGUGGCGGCUAAGUUGGAGUUGGCUGCUAUGGCUGGUGGUGCUGGGCUGCAGGGGCGGGGGCCUGAUGAGGUGUUUACUCGGCUGGCGAGGACCAUACGUGCCUUUUCUUUGGGUGGGAGCCCUGGUCCUGUGGCUGGGGGUUUGGGCUAUUUGCAUGCUCGUCCAUUUUGA
This is a messenger RNA of Chaetomium globosum CBS 148.51, 1806 nucleotides long. RefSeq lists its product as uncharacterized. The transcript has 2 exons. Gene Ontology annotation, molecular function: DNA-binding transcription factor activity, RNA polymerase II-specific; transcription cis-regulatory region binding; zinc ion binding. Bases 1 to 1806 code for a protein of 601 amino acids. Gene Ontology annotation, biological process: regulation of DNA-templated transcription. Gene Ontology annotation, cellular component: nucleus. NCBI's taxonomy places the organism in Eukaryota, Fungi, Ascomycota, Sordariomycetes, Sordariales, Chaetomiaceae. The record is from RefSeq and is a predicted model, not a curated record.